AUGGAAGGCUAUCGCCACCACUGCCACGAGGGCUUUAAUGCCGAUGAAGCUCGCAGUAUUGUUAAAGAGUGUGUAGAUGACGUCUUGGGUGGUGAAGAUUAUAAUCAAAACAAUAUCAACCAGUGGACUGCGAAAAUAGUGGAACAAUCCUCAACGCAUUUGGUUAAGUUGGGAAAAGCUUAUAAAUAUGUUGUGACCUGUGCAGUGGUGCAGAGGAGUGCAUAUGGCUUUCACACUGCCAGCUCAUGUUUUUGGGAUACUACAUCUGACGGAACCUGUACCGUAAGAUGGGAGAACCGAACCAUGGACUGCAUAGUCAAUGAUGUUUUUGCCAUUUCAGUUGUCUUGUAA
Messenger RNA from Choloepus didactylus (southern two-toed sloth), 351 nucleotides. RefSeq names its product dynein light chain Tctex-type 3-like. Bases 1 to 351 code for a protein of 116 amino acids. The record is from RefSeq and is a predicted model, not a curated record. Gene Ontology annotation, biological process: microtubule-based movement. NCBI's taxonomy places the organism in Eukaryota, Metazoa, Chordata, Mammalia, Pilosa, Megalonychidae. Gene Ontology annotation, cellular component: kinetochore; cytoplasm; cytoplasmic dynein complex. The transcript has a single exon. Gene Ontology annotation, molecular function: dynein intermediate chain binding.